ACAAGAAUACCACUGGGAUUAUAAUACUUCACUGCUUAUCUCGUCAUAAUUGUUAAUCAGUUCAUGUUGAUGUCAGGUAUCUAUCUGAAGAAACAUGAGUACUACCGUUGAAAUAGUAAGUUCUAAGCGAAGCAAAUCUUUCACAAACUCAAAACUACUUGGAAACAAUUUGUCUACCAAAGCCAUUUUAGCUCAGACGGAAAAUGGUAACAGUGAUGAUAGUGGUGUUGACGAGAACGAAGUGUUUGACAGUCAUUCAAAAGGCGAUGAAAAAAAGAAAAUUGAUGUUUACAAAAACAAAAGGCCAGUUUUGUCUAGAUCCAAACGUGGAAGCAUUUGGAGUUUAUUCAAAGUAGGAAAUAGUAAAAGUUGGACUUUGCCACAUAAUGAAGGUAUUGAUGACAAUUUUUACAAUGAAGCAGAACAUAGACGCCUUCAAAAGACCAAAAGUCUACCAGCUAUGUUGCCCUCAAAACUUUCAUUAUAUGACACAUCAUCAAAAACAUCAGAUCUUGGUGAUUCAAUUCCAUCUACACCUGUUUCAACUAUCAGUAGUACUGGCCAAGUGGAAACACCAGGUCUUGUUGGUUUACAUAACCUUGGAAAUUCAUGUUACUUUAACUCAGUUUUGCAAUGUCUAGCUCAUAUUGAUAUAAUUGGCGAGUAUUAUGCCACUGAUCAUUUUUGGGAAGAUAUCACAUCCACAACUAUUAAAAGGGGUGACAAAAAAUAUAAGUUAGUAAAAUCAGAACAGAUCGUAAAUAAUAAUAACAAUAAACAUGGUCAACUAUCAUAUGUAUUGUCACAAAUGAUAAAAAGUUUAUGGCAGAAUGAACUGUACAGUAUUGAUCUGGUUCAACAGUUUCAUCAUAUGAUUGGAUAUUAUGGAAAGCAAUAUCAAGGUGGAGAGCAGCAGGAUGCACUUGAAUUUUUGAUGUGGCUUAUUGACAAAGUACAUGAAGAAAGUACGAUAGCACCAAAAGCAAAGCAAAAAGAUUUAAAGCAUUUAAAUGUUAAAAAAAAGAAACAUCAAAGUGAGCAUGAACAAGCUGUUAUAGCUUUCGCUUCAUACACAAAGUAUCAUCAGAGCUACAUUCAAGGGUUGUUUCUCUCUCAGUAUCGAUCAACAAUAACAUGUCCAAAUUGCUCCAAGCAGUCUUCCACAUUUGAUCCAUACACCUGUGUAUCCUUGUCAAUUCCACAACGAAAAACACAAGCUUUGUAUGUUACCGUCGUAUACAAGAAUGCUUCCUUGAAACCUCUAAAGAUUGCAUUUAACAUUGAUAGAAAAACUUUAAUUGGUGUGUUAAAACAGAAAAUAAAAGAAAGAGUCAAAUUAGAAAAAUUCAGUUUAGUUGAAUUGCUGUAUAAUGGCACACCAAAAAUUCUCCAAGAUAGCAGUCCUGUUAAAAUUUUGUCCAAACAGGAAUAUUCUGUGUAUGCUGUGGAGAUUGGUGAUGAAGUUCAUAUGCCUGCAGGGACAAAUUUGGAAGAGGAAACCAAUCGUUUUGUUCUUGUAGUCAGCAAUGUCGAAAUUCUCGGUACCGAACAUAGAAGGUUUGGAACUCCCAUUACUAUCAAUACAACCAAGGAUAUUUCUUUUAAACAAAUACAAGUAUUAAUCCGAAAAAAUCUUGCCGAAGAAGUGAGAAACGUGCUGAAAAAGACGAUCAAAGAGCACCAAGUUAGACUUGGCAUUCGCAUCAUCAACCCGCAUGAAGCUAGUCAAUCUUUUGUUAACAAUAACUGCGAGUUUCCGCUGAAAACAGAUGCCGUAAAACGAGCGUUGGUGACCGACCUCAAAGAACAGGUUGAAUAUUUAUACCUCGUAGCUGAGUGGGAACCAGUCCCCUCUGGAUGGUAUGUCAGUAAGGUUAAUAUUACGCUACCCAAAGACGACGCAUCAUGUAGAGAAGUUCGCGCCAAAUUUUCAACACCAUAUACAGUCAGUUUAGAGGACUGUUUAAAUCUUCAAACAGAAGAGGAGAAACUUGAUGACGUAUGGCAAUGUCCAUCUUGCCGCACAGAACAACGUGGUGUGACCAAGAAGCUUACUUUGUGGUCACUACCUGAUGUUCUGGUGCUGCAUUUAAAACGAUUUGACCAGUUGCACGAGUUUCACGACAAAAUCUCCACGCUGGUUAAAUUUCCUGUGGAAGGUUUAAACAUGUCUUCUCACGCAGCUACCUCAAGCAGCAAACUUCUAAACAGCAAACAAUAUUUGAAACACAGCGCACGAUUGAAUUAUCAGCCACCUCCUCAAACAGAGGCUGAGUGCAUGUAUGAUUUAAAAGCUGUGUGCAACCAUAUUGGAUCGAAACUGAAUAGUGGUCACUACACAGCGAUGACGUACAAUUCUGUGAAUGGAUUUUGGUACUCAUUUGACGAUAGACACGUCCGUCAAAUCAGCGAGAAAAAUAUUGUAACAUCGGGAGCUUAUUUGUUAUUUUAUCAAAGACGGGACUUGAGUUCACGCAUUCCAAGUAACAUUUACUUAUCUGUUUCGAAAUCAAUGCAUUCACCGCUUGAACAUUGGUCCUAUAAAAUGCCUAGACCGCACCAACUUGGUUUGCAUCCCAUAACAAGAGAGGACAAUAAUGUGUAUUAAGUGUAACGGUUAACCUGCCGUGAAAUAGUAGAUUUGUUGGUGACAGGCAACAAAUAUCGAACUUUUUUUUUAUUAAA
Hydractinia symbiolongicarpus is the source of this 2685-nucleotide messenger RNA. Its product is annotated as ubiquitin carboxyl-terminal hydrolase 15-like. The transcript is spliced from 8 exons. Bases 95 to 2608 code for a protein of 837 amino acids. The record is from RefSeq and is a predicted model, not a curated record. Gene Ontology annotation, molecular function: cysteine-type deubiquitinase activity. NCBI's taxonomy places the organism in Eukaryota, Metazoa, Cnidaria, Hydrozoa, Anthoathecata, Hydractiniidae. Gene Ontology annotation, biological process: protein deubiquitination.